CCUCUACUGGCUCUAUCGUUGGCUGGUUAAGGGAGAAGAAAAUAUAGUGAAGAAGCAGAAACCCCUAAAAAAUGGCGAGCGCCGUAGGGGAGAAGACGGAGGAAGAGCUCCGCAAAGAACUCUUUGAACUGAAUCGUCAACAACGCGAGAUAACUGAGCGGCUUAAGGAUCCAAGAGGUCUUCGCCGCGGUGGAUUCUCCGGUGGCGGUGGUCCUCGGAGUUUUGUUGCCAACGGCGGCCGCCAACGUGGCCUUGUUAGACCUGCGGAGAGGAAUGAUGCAGAGGAUCAGCCAGCACCUAAAAGGCGUAUUUCUUCAGCUGUUGUGAAGAUUGAAGAGGGGGAGAUUGCUGACGAUGUCUCUGGAGCUCCAACGGAUGCAAAUAAGGAAGAUUCAGCUGUCGAGGAGGGAAGUUCACGGGAGGCACAUGUCAGACAGAAUGAGAGAAAGCCAUCCAAUUGGCUUCGGAGGGAUGGCAAUCAAAGACCCUCAAAAAUGGAUUCUGAUGUUCCUCCACCGGAACCUGUGCCGAGAGUGUUGCCAAAAAAUGAGGAUCCUAAAUUGGUUAGUAGGAAUAAGAGAAUGUUGGGACAGCUGCUGGGGACCUUGGAGAAGUUCCGAAAAGAGGACAUGCAGCUUUCAGGGAGCGAGGCUUACAUGCGGAGGUCAGAUUCUUUGAAAAGG
This is a messenger RNA of Nicotiana tabacum (common tobacco), 683 nucleotides long. The record is from RefSeq and is a predicted model, not a curated record. Lineage: Eukaryota; Viridiplantae; Streptophyta; Magnoliopsida; Solanales; Solanaceae.